This is a messenger RNA of Mesorhabditis belari, 1695 nucleotides long. Lineage: Eukaryota; Metazoa; Nematoda; Chromadorea; Rhabditida; Rhabditidae. The record is from the annotation of a GenBank genome assembly.
AUGGGAAUAGUGGUGGUGGUGGGAGUGGUGGGCACUAAUCGGCCGAGCCAUCAUCGAAUCAAUGAGGAAGAUGUGCCCGAGUCAAAGCACACACCGUCUUCAUUAGAGGAUUGCCCGGGAAUAUGCCCCACCGAUGAAGUGGAAGAAAUCGGGAGUAUUUCGAUGAAAGAAUUGGCCCAUGCUCGUUCGAUUUUACGAAGGUUUCAGCCGAUCGCUCGCGACUUUUCGUCGCCGUGCGUUUCCAGUCGAGAGCAUGCGAAGGAGUGCAUGAAUAGAUACAAAGAUGCGGAUGUUUUGGGAUAUCCGUGUGAAUUGACAUGGUUUCGUGAUAUUCGCCGUUUCGCUUCAUACCAAGCUGCACAACAAGGUGUGAGAGGAGGCGCCGCUUUGGCGAAUCGUGGACGACGCGGGAAUAUGUAUCGACCGAAUGCGGGGAGAUACGAUAGAGGAAGCUACUACGAGAGAAAGCGACGUCAUUCAUCCGAUGAGUCGUCCCGUUCACGCUCGAGAUCUCGUUCUGGCAGUGGCUCAUCGAGGCGUUCCCGUUCCGCUUCUCGUCGUUCAUCAUCUCGUGAAACCAAGACGAAUCAAAAGGAGAAAAAACAGAAGAAGACAAAGAAAGAAAAGAAGCGCCGUUCCGCUACACUCUCAAGCGCUUCUGAUGGUGAGCUGCGAUCGGAAUCAGGAAAAGGAAGUCGAUCCCCUCGUCAACCAAGAAGCCCAGCUCGAUCUCCACAAAAAGAAGCUUUAGUUGUGAGUCAUGAUCGAUCCGAUUCACCGCUACGUGUGAGAGAAGUGAAGGCGGCUCCCAACGAGAAGGAUGGGAUUCAAAUCUCGAUCAAGGUGCCAUCAAGUGUCCCACUUCCACCAAUGCCUCCACCGCCUGUUCAAUCACAAGCCGGCAAAGAGGUACACAACACCACGAUCAGCUUUGGACUUGAAGGGGAUCAACCGCCAAAGAAAGUCAUUCGCAAGCCGAGCACUCCGCCCGCGAAAGAGGAGGAGAUGGAUAUCCCUACACCACCUGCGCCAGCUCCUGCGCGAGCUCCUGCGCCAGCUCCUGUGCGAGCUCCUGCGCCAGCUCCUGCCGAGCCACAAGUCAUCACGAUCAAUCCACGAUUCAAGCCCAUAGGCGAGCGACCACUCAAUGGAGGCUAUGUGAACGCUUCACAGAAAUUGGUCGAGAUCCCUCCACGUUCCCUCUCCGCCACCACCUCCACCAAAACCAAGACAAUUGCAGAAACGAGCUUCGGAAUUUCAGGAAGUGAAACCGGUAAUGAAAGACGACAAGUACCCGAACACGGCGACCUUUUGGAAGGAGUGAAAGAAUUUCAGACGAUUAUCAUCGAACAGAUCAAGUAUGAGCCACCAGAGGAAGAGGAAUCAGGAACUCUCAAGCUCUCCUCAUUGUCGACAAUGGAGGAAGACAAUGAUGAAAAUGAGGAGAUGAAAUCAUUUGAAAGGGAACAGAAAUUGGCCUCACUCACCACACUUCAACGGGAUAAAGUCGAGCUGAAGAAGAAACAACUUGAAAAGGCAUUUAAAAACGACUGUGAGACGUACAAGAUCGUGACGCUGAAACUGUUGAGUAAAGACGGAGAUCUCGAGAAAGGAUUGCGAUUGGCGAUGAUGCAGGUGUUCGAAGAUUUGGAGAAGCAAAUGUUAGAGAAAUUGGACGUUUUCCUCACUCAAGUU